AUCUCUGACAUUUUUUGCCAUUCACACCAAUCCUCCCUGAAUGAGUUGUUGGAAACCUGAGACUGCUAAAAUCGAAAGUUACAUUCAGAGUAUCUUCUCACCAUGUCAGAUCAGAUGACCCAGUCUUACCAUGAAAAAGCCUACGAGUCUCUCGUGAAAGGCCUGAAGCAGCUGGACCUGCGGAGCUCCAGUGUUCCUUGCAACCUGGUGCUGGCUGGAGAAAAUGCCUUUCCUGUAUUGAUGGACAGUUAUGGUCAUGUCCUCAUGGCUGCUUCGCUGUACGGCAGAGGAAGAAUUGUGGUCCUGGGCCAUGAGCAGUACUUGAGUUUGGCUCCUGAUCUGGUAGAGAAUGCUCUGAUCUGGCUGGGAGGGGGGGAACCUGAAAACGUAUCAUUGGGGGUGCACAAAAACCUGAAAGCAGUUGCUGAUAAGCUGAGCAAAUCCAACUUCCAAGUCAGUGUUGUUGAGGGCUUUAGUGCAAAUCUGGGAGUUAGUGUGUUUGUAUCAGAUGCCUACCGUGUUGGUGAACAUGCAGGAGAUCUGGUAGCCUUCAUGAAAGCAGGAGGAGGAGUGCUGUUAGGAGGACAAGCAUGGAACUGGGCUUCACAAAACCCCAACGAAAACCUAAUCCUCCAGUUUCCUGGUAAUAAAGUCUCAGGGGUGGCAGGGAUCUACUUUUCAGCACAAUAUGCAAAAGGAGAAAACCUGACCAUCAGCCCUGAAAUCCCAACCUCCUGGAAAACCUUAGACUAUAAGUUGAGUUUUAAGGAGGAUCUGGAGUUUCUGCUGAAAGGGGUCUCAGAGUUUGACACCCGGGGCGAUGCUGCUUUCUCUGACGCUCUGAUCCACGGCCCUCUUUCCUUUCCCAUCGGUGCCACGAACGAUGGACAUGUGUUCCUGGCAGGAUCCUACUUUGGGAAGGGACGAGUUAUUCUGACGACACAUGAAACCUUUAUGGGAUCUGAGAACUUGGCAUCAUUUUGGAAAAAUGUACUUCAUUGGCUGGACCAAGGCAGGAAUGGGGUCGUAGGAUUGAGUCCAAGGGUCAAGAUUUUACCCAACUUAGGGUUGGAAUGUGAAAAAACACCAUUCAGGCAAGACCUGAGUGUUUAUGUGUGCACAGUAUGGAGUGAAGAAGAUCCUGAAAAAAUCCAAAACUUUGUGGCAGAAGGAGGAGGCCUGCUGAUCGGUGGACAUGCCUGGUGGUGGGCAACACAAUAUCCUGGGCAAAACACACUGCAAGACUUCUCAGGAAACAAGAUCUUAAACAAAAUGGGCUUGAGCGUGAUGAAGGAAACCAUUAGCAAUGGUGUUUUUAAAGCUCCUGAGCCAAGUCAAGCUAAUGACUUCCACUUCCGUCAUCUUCUGCAUCGAUUUGCUGGUCAUGUUUUUGAAAGCAGCAAACUUACCAAGCAAGAUGAGGACCAUUUUAAAAAACUGGAAAUGGAGUGUGGCUACUUCUUGAGUAUGAAAGCUUAUGACAGCAUCUCCUAUACACAGAUUUUAUCCAUUCUCACUGACAUCUUGAAGUCAUGCAUGCCACAGGUUAGUAAGCAGAACCCAGUGAGAAGUCCCCAGGACCAAAUGCUUCUUAAUUUGGCAACCAAAGUGUUUGAUGUUUCCCUAAGACAGCAUGUCCUCCUGCCCUUUCUCAUUAAGAACAUUCCAACUCUACCUGUUGUCAACAACCUAAAGCUGAAGAUUAAUGCUCAAACAGCAGAAAAUAAAGAGUGGAUCAGUACUGGUUUCUAUCUCUCUCCUGGCAUGAAGACCUGGAUGACGUUGCCACCAAAGCUUGUUAACAGGAAAUGGAUGGUCCAAAUUGGCUGUCAAAGUGAUAAACUGGAUGAAGAAGAGUUGUUCAGGGCACCCAAUGUUAUUAAGAAAUUCAUUGUGACAUCAGAAAGGAUGCAGGUUUGGAACAUGUGGGGCGGACUCAUCUAUCUGGUGGCUCCACCUGAUGUAAAGGUGGAAGAGGAAGAGAUUGUGUUAGAGGUGGCUGUGUCUGCUCCUUACUACAAGUCUGGUGUGACUAAAGCUGAAGAUUGGUCCUUGGUACGUGCAGCUCCUGCACCCUGGGCAGAGUUUGAGUUUGAGAACAUCAUCCUCACUGUGCCAUCACAUGUUAUCCAUGAACUGGAGUCCCCAGUCAAGGUGGAAAAACUCUGGAAUGACAUAAUGAGGGGUGUUGCAGAUCUGGCUGCCAUACCACACAAAUUCAUUCGGAAAGAACGCAUUGUUGCUGAUGUGCAAAUUUCUGCAGGUUGGAUGCAUUCAGGCUAUCCAGUUAUGAUGCAUUCCUCUGAAGCACCAAUGCUGUUCAAUUAAAAAAAUGCCAGGACCACAGGUCUAUGGGGAGAAAUUCAUGAGCUGGGACACAACCAACAGAGAAGCUGCUGGGAGCUUCCACCUCACACCACAGAGGCCACAUGCAACCUGUGGUCAGUGUAUGUGAGUGAAGAGGUGCUCGGAGUCAACAGAUCAAAGGCUCAUGGAUCACUGACCCCAGAAUCUCGUAGACACUGUAUAAACAAGUACGUUCAGGGAGGCAAGAAGCUCAGUGAUUGGAAUGUUUGGACUGCCCUGGAAACAUACCUGCAGCUCCAGGAAAAGUUUGGUUGGGAUGCCUUUAAGAAGGUGCUUGCUGCCUACCACAACAUGAGCAACUUUCCCAGUGACAAGAACGGAAAGAUGAACAUGUACGCUGAGACGUUCGCUCAAACUGUGAACAUGGAUCUGACCGGAUUCUUCAAAACCUGGGGAUGGCCCAUUGAAACAGCCACUGAGGAGAAACUGUCCAGUCUGCCUCCCUGGUCUGAUCACCCCAUGGCCCAGUAUUCCUAAAACCCAGACUGGAUC
Messenger RNA from Nematolebias whitei (Rio pearlfish), 2859 nucleotides. Its product is annotated as TRPM8 channel-associated factor homolog. The transcript has 12 exons. NCBI's taxonomy places the organism in Eukaryota, Metazoa, Chordata, Actinopteri, Cyprinodontiformes, Rivulidae. The record is from RefSeq and is a predicted model, not a curated record.